AUGGCAUUCACCGAGAUUUCGCGCAACAAGGCCUUUGGGGGUCAUUUGGUCAAGUACCAGCACUCGUCUGAAGAACUUCAGUGCGACAUGAAGUUCAAUGUUUUUUUGCCCAAGGAAUCUGCCGAGGGUCAAGCUGUUCCGGGUAUCUACUUUUUGUCAGGCUUGACUUGCACUGAGGACAACUUUAUCCAAAAGAGCGGUGCUUUGGCUGAAGCUGCCAAGCAUGGUGUUGCUUUGAUUGCCCCAGAUACCUCUCCUCGUGGUGUCUCAAUCGAAGGCGAUAACGAUUCGUGGGAUUUCGGCACUGGUGCCGGAUUCUAUCUCGAUGCUACGGAGCCAAAAUGGGCCAAGCAUUAUCGCAUGUACUCCUAUAUUGUCGAGGAAUUACCUUCUUUGGUGCAUAACCAGCUGCCUAUUGACGAAUCGCGCAUUUCUAUUAUGGGUCACUCAAUGGGUGGUCAUGGUGCUCUAACGAUCUAUAUGAGAAACCCCACCAAGUACAAGACUGUAUCUGCAUUUUCGCCCAUUGCCAACCCCAUCAAUUGCCCUUGGGGCCAAAAGGCUUUUAGCAACUAUUUGGGCAAGGAUGAGUCCACAUGGAAGCAGUACGAUACUAUUGAGCUGAUCAAGUCUCACAUGAACGAAAAACUCGAUGUGCUGGUGGAUGUGGGUACUGCUGAUGGAUUCCUAGAAAACCAAUUGAAGGUCACCGCUUUGCAACAGGCCGUCCAUGAACUCGGCCGUGAUUCUGAGUGGAAUAUACGUUUCCAAGAUGGCUAUGACCACAGCUACUUUUUCAUUUCGACCUUUAUUGCUGAUCACAUCAACCACCACGUCAAGUCUUUGAAAGCUUGA
Zychaea mexicana is the source of this 855-nucleotide messenger RNA. RefSeq names its product S-formylglutathione hydrolase. Gene Ontology annotation, molecular function: S-formylglutathione hydrolase activity. Gene Ontology annotation, biological process: formaldehyde catabolic process. Lineage: Eukaryota; Fungi; Mucoromycota; Mucoromycetes; Mucorales; Lichtheimiaceae. The transcript has 7 exons. Bases 1 to 855 code for a protein of 284 amino acids. Gene Ontology annotation, cellular component: cytosol. The record is from RefSeq and is a predicted model, not a curated record.